ACUCAUCUUCAAAGCAAAUGACCAACAUGCGACCUUUCCUUCACCGUCCAUCAUCUCUUACAACAAUCUCUCUCACUUUCUAGGCAAAACACACAUAUCUUCUCGAGAAAAUAAACCAACAUGGGAGAGACAGAAACCAUGGCGACAAACUAACCAAACCAUAUAUAUACAUCUAUUAUCUAUAUACUAUCUAAUGAGUAACGGAGACAGAGUCAUGAUCAGCCACUGGAGCUUCCACAUACCACGUCUAUAUCAUCAUCAUCAUAAUGAGCAUGAUCAUGAAAAGGUACCAAAAGGGUGUUUGGCAGUGAAGGUAGGACAAGGAGAAGAGCAAGAGAGAUUUGUGAUUCCCGUUUUGUACUUUAACCAUCCUUUGUUUGGACAACUCUUGAAGGAAGCUGAAGAAGAGUUUGGUUUUGCUCAAAAAGGGACCAUCACCAUCCCUUGUCACGUUGAGGAGUUUAGGUACGUUCGAGGAUUGAUCGAUCGAGAAAACACUAAAUAUCUCGGUCAUAAUCUCUUUGAUCAUCACCAGCAUUAUCAUCACAACCAUCUCAUACGGUGUUUUAGGGUUUGAUGCUCUCUUGUUUUGGCUGUUUUUAAUAAAGUAUACAUCUAUCUCAGUGCUGUUGAUUGUAAAUAAAUAUUGGUCUUCAUUUCAUCUCUAUCUUAUUGUGUGCCUCUUUGUUGUUCACAUAUAUUUCAAAUUACUUUUUUUU
Capsella rubella is the source of this 719-nucleotide messenger RNA. RefSeq names its product auxin-responsive protein SAUR32. Lineage: Eukaryota; Viridiplantae; Streptophyta; Magnoliopsida; Brassicales; Brassicaceae. The record is from RefSeq and is a predicted model, not a curated record. Gene Ontology annotation, biological process: response to auxin. The transcript has a single exon. Bases 194 to 577 code for a protein of 127 amino acids.